AUGAAGGAAAUAAUCGAUAGUCAUCAGCUACGACUCCGAUAUCAAAAAUCCAUACUUUGUGAUAUUUCGAAGAACGCCAAUGGAAACAAAUUUGAUGAAUUCCAAAAGGUUCUCCUCGAGGAGUUUGAAGAGUUUGGAAGAAACGGAUUUGGGAGAGAAAAGGAGAUAUCUGCGAUAAACACGUUUGAGUUUGAGGAGAAGGAGUGUGAGUACGGCAGUUUCCCCAAAGGGGUGUUACUCGCGAUGAAAACGACCGUUGGAUUUGCUCUUGAGAAAAGUGACAUGUUUUGGAAGUUUAAAAUUAACGCCGCCGUCGAACAUAUUAAAAAAGAGGUGGUCGAGAAGAACGAGAAUUACUUUGGGAAGAUCAUCACAAAGUAUUUUUUGGAGAACACUAAUCGCGUUUUUGCGAAGUGCGCGCCAAGUAAAACGUUUAUGACAAAAUUGAAUGAAGAGGAAAAGAAAAGACAUUUGGAAGCGGCAAAGAAAUUGACUCAAGAAGAGAUCAAUACCGUCGUGAAAGACUCAGAAGAAUUAAAGAAACAGCAAACAAAAGAAGACUCAGAGGAGCAGAAGAAAACGAUUCCAACACUGCAACUUAAAGAUUUAUCAAAAAGAGGAACGGACUAUUCUUUGGAGCAAAUGAACAGCGAAAACAUCGAGAAGAUCUUUUAUAAAGAAAACUCGACGAAUGGCAUUUUCUAUUUCAGUUUAUGUUUCGAUUUGAAAGAAUGCACGUUGGACGAACUCUGCACGGCAAAUUUACUUGGGAAGUUACUCAAAAGUUUCGACACGGAGAAACACAAUUUCAUCGACUUAAACACAUUGAUUGAAAGGUACUUUGGAAGACUUGUUUGCACCAUUCAAUCGACGUCUAAUAAGCGAUUUGGAACUGAAAGUGCUGAAAUGAAGAAAGUGGUUCCUUAUUUAGAAAUUACUGGGAAGCUCCUCUACUCAAACAUGAAAGAGGCGAUUGAGGUUUUGGGAGAGAUGAUGAGCCAAAUCAAAUUUGAUAAAAAAACACUUGAAAAGAAGUUAAAGACAGUCGUGUCUGAUGCGGAAAAUAGAAUGAAAAAUCAACCAGCAAGUCUUCUUGUUAUGAGAAGUUCGUCGUAUAUGACUGGGUCUGGAUAUGUACAAGAUUACACCAAUGGUUUAGCGAGUUAUCGAAAGUUCAAGUACUACUCAGACAACUUUGAAACGAUUGGAGACACUUUACUGGCUAAACUUCAAUCAAUCUAUUCAUCUGUUUUUAACAAAGAAAAGUGCACGGUGUACUUUUCAUGUGAGAAACAGAACAAAGAAGAUACCAUUAAGACAUUCAUGAACAUCGCAAACGUUAUGAAAACACCAGAAACUAUUGAGAAAAUGAGUAUUCCAAAUUAUGAACAAAGUUGCGAGGGUUUUGAAAGACAAAAGAUCAGCGAAAUUGAUUUUACAACACUUUUGAAAGCAAAGAACGAGGCUCUUGUCUUCCCAGUGAAGAACAAUUACGUCGCUUUAAGUUUCAAUUUUGCAGACUUGAAGUUUAAGUUGGAUUCUUCAUUUAAAGCGCUCUGUGAAAUCACUGAGAAACUCUUCUUGUGGGACAAAGUGAGAGUCGAAGGCGGUACUUAUGGUGUUUACGCGUUGUAUCAAGCAGACGGAGUGUUUGUGUUCUACUCAUACCGAGACCCUCACAUUUUCGAGACACUUGACAUCUACAAACAAAUUCCCGAACUCAUUGAACACUUCAGUUUGGAUGAGAAGAUCCUCGAGAACUAUUUGAUUGGUAUUUUUGCUGAUAUUGACAAGCCACGAAAUGCAGAGACGUUGCUCCAAUUCAGUAAGACCUUCCACCAAGAAAACACAAUUGAAAAUUAUAAGGAAAUCAGAGAAAACAUGUUUAAUGCCACUCCAGAGACUGUGAAGAACACCGUUCAAAUUAUUAAAGAAGGAUUGAAACAUGCUAAUAUCUGUGUUAUCGGAAACGAAGAAAUGAUCCAAAAGAAGGCGGAGAUAUUUGGGGAAGUCGUCCAGGUCUUCAAAAAAUAA
Entamoeba invadens IP1 is the source of this 2034-nucleotide messenger RNA. RefSeq names its product presequence protease, putative. The record is from RefSeq and is a predicted model, not a curated record. Gene Ontology annotation, molecular function: metal ion binding. NCBI's taxonomy places the organism in Eukaryota, Evosea, Mastigamoebida, Endamoebidae. The coding region runs from base 1 to 2034 and encodes 677 amino acids. The transcript has 2 exons. Gene Ontology annotation, biological process: protein processing. Gene Ontology annotation, cellular component: mitochondrial matrix.